Messenger RNA from Effrenium voratum, 692 nucleotides. NCBI's taxonomy places the organism in Eukaryota, Dinophyceae, Suessiales, Symbiodiniaceae. The record is from the annotation of a GenBank genome assembly.
GCUACGCGGGGCCUUUGUGCAUCAGCUGCGCGGAGGGGAGCCACUCCGCCGGCCACCUCUGCAAGCCCUGCGCCGCCGGCCCGAGGAAGCGGGCGCUGGGCGCGGCGCUGGUCUUGGGCGUCGCUGGGUUGGCCAUCGCGGGAUUCGUGUGGCGCAGGCGAGCGUCGGAGCCCGAGCCGUCGGCUGGGGUUCCGGAUGCGAAGAAGGCAGCGCUGGCGCUGCUCGUGUCCCAAGGGCCGCUGUUGCUGCAGCUGGGCCAGCUGUGGGUCGUGGUGGCGAAGCUGGGUACCACCAAAUUGGACACCAAGGCCGAGAAGGGCUUCGCGGUGGCGUUCUGGGAGCAGCCCUACGUCCAGUGGCUGCAGCUCUCCGCCCAGGGCCUCCAGGACGCGCUGAGUUUGGAGUGCUCCUACGGCUCCGCGCAGACCCGGUUCUGGGGUGCGGUGCUGUCGCCCCUGGCGCCGCUGGCGCUGCUGGCGCUCUGCGGCCUGGUGGAGCUCUUCUCCCGGAGCUCAGGUAUCAGCCUUGCGAUCAAGGCGCUCACCUUGUUCUUUAUUGGUGGCGCCACGAGCUGCGCCCAGCUCCUGAGCUGCCAAGAUACGGAUGGAGGAGGCAACCUCUUGGGGGAGCACGCCUUCCGCUUGGCCAUGCCGGAGCUGAAGUGCUCGGUGCCCAGUUGGGCCCCGGCCUGA